Egretta garzetta (little egret) is the source of this 2626-nucleotide messenger RNA. RefSeq names its product cryptochrome-1-like. The transcript has 11 exons. The record is from RefSeq and is a predicted model, not a curated record. The coding region runs from base 311 to 1954 and encodes 547 amino acids. Gene Ontology annotation, cellular component: nucleus; cytoplasm. Lineage: Eukaryota; Metazoa; Chordata; Aves; Pelecaniformes; Ardeidae. Gene Ontology annotation, biological process: entrainment of circadian clock by photoperiod; circadian regulation of gene expression. Gene Ontology annotation, molecular function: DNA binding; FAD binding.
AUUACACAAAAUCCUCAAGUUGUUCAGACCAUCUUUGGUGCAGAAUCCACCUCGAUGCAUAUAUUUGUGGUAUUUAGGAGCGUUUAAACCUGGGUAACUCAUUUCUCCAAGCUUGUAGGAAGAGGAGCAGCACAGCUGGAUUUGGAUGGUGAUGCUCUGACGACCGCUGCAUCCCUCCAGCAGAUCUCUGCCUGCAGAGAGAAAUGCUCAUCAGCGGUUGCGUGGCAUCCUCUUUUUGGGGUGACAUGUUGUAAAGACCCCAGGGCAUCAGCCAGGUGACCCUCAAGCAGAUCUGAGGAGAACAGCCAGGAUGCCACAUCGCACCAUUCAUCUCUUCCGGAAGGGACUUCGGCUUCAUGACAACCCAACACUGCUGGCCGCGCUGGAGUCCUCGGAGGUCGUCUACCCUGUCUACGUCCUGGACAGAAAGUUCAUGACAUCCGUGAUGCACAUAGGGGCCCUGCGGUGGCAUUUUCUGCUGCAGUCCCUGGAGGAUCUCCAGAAAAACCUGUGUCAGCUGGGCUCUUGCUUGCUGGUUAUUCAAGGAGAGUAUGAGUCUGUUCUUAGAGACCAUAUCCAGAAGUGGAAAAUCACACAAGUGACUCUGGAUGCGGAGAUGGAACCGUUUUACAAGGAAAUGGAGGCCAACAUACGACGUCUGGGGGAAGAGCUGGGCUUUGAGGUGCUUUCCCUGGUGGGCCACAGUCUGUACGAUACCAAACGGGUUUUGGACCUGAACGGUGGGACUCCCCCGUUAACAUACAAGAGGUUCCUUCACAUUCUGUCUCUGCUGGGCGAUCCUGAGGUGCCUGUCCGAAACCUUACGGCCGAAGACUUCCAGAGAUGUAGCCCCCCUGACCCGGGCCUGGCUGAGCAUUAUGGGGUGCCUCUCCCUGUGGAUUUGAAGAUCUCCCCGGAGAGCCUUUCCCCCUGGAGAGGAGGGGAGACCGAAGGGCUCCAGCGCCUGGAGCAACACUUGACUGACCAGGGCUGGGUGGCAAGUUUUACUAAACCGAGAACAAUCCCAAAUUCGCUGCUUCCAAGCACCACGGGCCUGAGCCCCUAUUUCAGUAUGGGCUGUCUGUCAGUUCGCACCUUUUUUUAUAGGUUGUCAAACAUUUAUGCUCAGGCCAAGCAUCACUCUCUGCCCCCAGUGUCACUCCAAGGGCAGCUUCUGUGGAGGGAAUUCUUCUACACGGUGGCAUCAGCAACACCAAACUUCACCAAAAUGGCUGGGAACCCCAUCUGCCUUCAGAUCAGUUGGUACGAGGAUGCAGAGAGGCUCCACAAAUGGAAAACGGCACAGACGGGGUUCCCGUGGAUCGAUGCGAUUAUGACCCAGCUGCGCCAGGAAGGCUGGAUCCAUCACCUUGCUCGGCACGCUGUCGCCUGCUUCCUGACACGGGGGGACCUGUGGAUCAGCUGGGAAGAGGGCAUGAAGGUGUUUGAAGAGCUGCUUCUAGAUGCUGACUACAGCAUCAACGCAGGGAACUGGAUGUGGCUGUCGGCCAGCGCGUUCUUCCACCAGUACACACGCAUCUUCUGCCCCGUCCGCUUCGGGAAGCGCACGGACCCCGAGGGGCAGUACAUCCGGAAAUACUUGCCUGUACUAAAGAACUUCCCUUCUAAGUAUAUCUACGAGCCCUGGACGGCAUCUGAUGAGGAGCAAAAGCAAGCAGGGUGUAUCAUAGGUCAGGAUUACCCCUUCCCAAUGGUGAACCACAAGGAAGCCAGCGAUCACAACCUGCAGCUGAUGAAACAGGUCCGAGAGGAACAGUCCCGAACAGCCCAGCUCACCAGGGAUGAUGCAGAUGACCCCAUGGAAAUGAAGGUAAAGCAUGGCCACGCUGAAGAAAACGGAUCAAAAGGAAAAGUGGCCAGGAUGACAGAACAAACUGAGAUCCCAUCAGGGAUCUCCCCAAAUGGCAAAAGGGGAGAGCCAGAGGCCAGCUGAACUGGACAAGCUGUACUCGCUGCUUUGCCCCACAGGUGGUGCCUCUUGUUUGUGAACUGACCUCCAGGGAAAGCGUUGCAUCUCGAAUGUGUUUGUGAGCGCAGUUGUUUUGAAUGCAAUUGCCUAUCAAGCUGGUUGCUGUAGCUGCUGGGUAAAUUCAGGCGGUGACCGGUUUUGACAGGGCCCGACGCCGUGGUGGUGUUCAAACCCUCUUGAUGUCCAUGCAUCUGUACGAAUAGUUCUAGAGAGAAAUCCUGUUCUUUCCAACAUGCCAGGUAAUGCCAGUCGAAGAACAUACGGACAUUAAUGUGAUCGCACACUAGCGUUAAAAGCUUGAUUCGCCUGUCUCAUAAAGAGGCAGAGGUUUAGGGGUUUUCAGGUAUGUUUUUUACGUUCAUGGUUUGUGCUUGCGGUCCCCGGCACAGCAGAAUGCAGUCCGUUGUGAGGUUGUGUGUAGUCCUUAUGACUUAAAUGGCACUUCUUAUGCAUUUUAAGGGCAACAUUGCAAAAUGUCUUGCUGAAUUAGGGCUGACGUACAACUUUCUUCACCAUAACUCUCCUUCUUGGCUAAUUCCUCUAGAACUGUAGGGUAGAUACUGUUUCUACCAUGUACCCCAUGUAAAAAUUGAAGUGUGGAUUAGUCCAGAAAGGCUGGAUUAGUCAAUUAUCUUU